AAAGUGAGUGAGGUGCAGGAACAAGUCAGGCAAAAUACGCUCAUCCUAAAGAGCCUUCAUGCCAAGCAAAGUGCGGUCUUGUCUCCAGAUCUUGUACGGGAGAACUUUCAUCUCCCAAUGAGAACUGGGGAUGAUUUCGCACAGGUUGAAGAAAAGCUCUCUGAAAGGGAGAGUGAAGCAAUACUGGUUAUGAUCAAUCCAGGUCCGUCAUAUUGGUAGUUUGGGUGGAAUCACGGCCAGAGAGGUUGUAGACAGAAUAAUGUCUACCCUCUUUACUCCAAGCCUGGCAGCUUCCUUUAAUUGGAAAGGGAGGGGACACAAGAUGGGACUUGCCAACACUUCGCUGGCAAGAAUCAUCAAAGAUGCAUCAAAGAUUUCCGGCUGCACGGAAUCAGCUACUGAAAUCCAUAUUAAGAACUGGCUGAAGUAUGCAUCAGACAAGGCUGGAGGGCACAAGAAGCGUGCAGACAAGCAAAAAGAGAAAGAGAGGGAACUCAAGGCAAAAAAAACAGGCACUGUCCCAGCUGAUGGACACUUCUGAUGAUGAUGAUGAUGAUGAUGAUGAUAAUAAUGCUGUGAUUUAAAGAAAUUUGUGUAAACAU
This is a messenger RNA of Haliotis rubra (blacklip abalone), 602 nucleotides long. RefSeq lists its product as uncharacterized. The coding region runs from base 260 to 541 and encodes 93 amino acids. The record is from RefSeq and is a predicted model, not a curated record. Lineage: Eukaryota; Metazoa; Mollusca; Gastropoda; Lepetellida; Haliotidae. The transcript is spliced from 5 exons.